AUGAUCGACUUCACCCUUUCCGACUCGCAGCGCACAGCCCGCGCCAACGCUGCAGCCUUUGCCUCCCAACUCCUCCACGGCGCCUACGCCUCCUACACCAAACUCCCCAACGAUGGGGUCACCCGCUUCCUCUCCACCAAGCCCCUCUUCGAGACCGCCGUCCGCGCCGGCGUGAUCAAGUCCCUCGUGCCCCCACACCUCGGCGGCACCGGCGGCACGCUCCUCGAAUCAGCGCUCGUCACGGAGGAGCUCUUCGCCGUGGAGCCCGGCGUCGCGCUGAACCUGCUGACGGACAGUCUGGGGCUCAUGCCGCUGAUCUUCUCGUCCGCGGAGGAUUCCCUCAAGAAAGAGCUCGUGGCGCCGUUUCUGGCGGCUGAGGGGGCCCCGUUGGCGGCGUUCCAGUGGUCUGAGCCCGGCGGCACGGCGAACUUCUUCGAGAAGGGCGGGAGGGGCGCGCAGACGGUGGCAAGGCGCCAGGGUGAUAGGUGGGUUGUCAACGGCGAGAAUAUCUGGGCGGGGAAUUGCACAGGGUGGGAUGGUCGCGGGGCGGAUGUGCAGACUGUGUUCUGCCGAGACGGCGAUGGUGAUAGCGGCGACCUGGUGAGUUCGGCGAUGCUGCUCGCUAUCCCGCGCGCCGUCUUAGACGAGAAUGACGAGGGCGCGUUUCGGGUAGUGAAGUACAUCGAGACGCCGGGCUUCACGGCGCACUGCGGCCCGCACGUCGCCUUCACUGACCUGCGCGUGCCGGAGAAGUACGUCGUCGCAAGGGGCCCUGAAGCAGUGCGGAUUGUCGAGAUGGCGUUCGCGGCGACGGGGGCCAUGGUCGGGGCCAUGGGGGCCGGCAUCAUGCGCACGGCGUUCCGGUCCGCGUUGCGCUUUGCCAAGGAGAACAAUCAGGGCGGGAGCGUCAAGGUCCUCGAGAGGCAGUCUGCGGCGGACCUGUUGGUCUCGCUGAAGACGAAGAUUGACACGGCGCGGCUGAUUAGCUGGAAGGCGGCGCACGCAGUGGACAAUGGCGAAAAGGACGCCGUGGAGCUGUGCUCGCAGGCGAAGAUCUACGGGUCUGAGGUGGCGGUCGAGGGGGUUGCGGAAGCGAUGAGGGUCAUUGGGAUAGCGUCUUGGUCGUACGAGUAUCCAUUUGCCAGACUUGUGCAAGAGGCGGCCGUGUUGCCCAUCUUUGACGGCGGCAACCAGGGCGUCAGGAGGAGGGUUGUGCAGAAGGCGAUGUUGGCGGACGACUACGAUCCAUUUGGCGACCUCUAA
This is a messenger RNA of Colletotrichum chrysophilum, 1263 nucleotides long. RefSeq lists its product as uncharacterized. Gene Ontology annotation, biological process: fatty acid beta-oxidation using acyl-CoA dehydrogenase; butyrate catabolic process. The coding region runs from base 1 to 1263 and encodes 420 amino acids. Gene Ontology annotation, molecular function: flavin adenine dinucleotide binding. Lineage: Eukaryota; Fungi; Ascomycota; Sordariomycetes; Glomerellales; Glomerellaceae. The record is from RefSeq and is a predicted model, not a curated record. The transcript is spliced from 2 exons.